GCAUACAUAGCCAUUCUCUAACAUACCAAAGGAAAGAAAAAAAAAGAUGAAAAUCUUAUCUCAAAACCCAAUCUUUUCUGCGUCUCUUCUUCUUCUUCUUCUCCAAGUCUCCAACGCUUCAGCCGCAGACCAAACAUCCGAUUCAAACCAAACAAUUAUGAACUCAAACCAAACCAACCUGGAUUACAUCAAAACAUCAUGCAACGCCACUCUCUACCAAACCCUAUGCUACAGUUGUCUCUACCCUUACGCCUCUCUGAUCGAUUCCGACCCCGAAAAGCUCGCCAUCACCGCUCUCAAUCUCACCCUCUCCGAGACCAAAUCCACCCAAAGGCUCGUCAAGUUCAUCUCCCGACGCCGCCAUGCAAGCCUCGGGCCUGGAGAGGCGGCCGCCGUAAAGGACUGCUUGGAGGAGAUGAGCGACUCGGUGUACGAACUCAAGGACUCGAUCGCGGAGAUGAAGGCCAUCAACUACUCGAGUUUCGAGAUGGUUGUGUCGGAUGUUCAGACAUGGGUCAGCGCUGCUCUCACCGACCAGGUCACGUGCAUGGACGGUUUCGAAGAAGCCGGAGGAGGAAAGACAGAAGUGAAAGAAUUGGUACGGAAACAUAUAGAUAGAGUCACUCGUAUGACGAGUAAUGCGCUCGCUUUCAUCAAUCUCUAUGCGUCCACCGUUCUCCAGAACUGACCGUAUAGACAAUUCACCAAAACGAAAUUGUAUAAUCGUAUAAUUCUACUUUUAAUAAUAUCCCCAUAUUUGUGCCUUCGUAUAUGUAUCUAUAUGUGUUGUAGUUUUGUUAUUCCCGUUUUGUUGGAGAUUUUAUGUCGUAAAACUUUGUAAUUCUUUUUGUUGACAAAUAUAUGGACAUGUUGUAAAAAUU
Tarenaya hassleriana is the source of this 881-nucleotide messenger RNA. RefSeq names its product 21 kDa protein-like. The transcript has 2 exons. The record is from RefSeq and is a predicted model, not a curated record. The coding region runs from base 47 to 688 and encodes 213 amino acids. Gene Ontology annotation, molecular function: enzyme inhibitor activity. Lineage: Eukaryota; Viridiplantae; Streptophyta; Magnoliopsida; Brassicales; Cleomaceae. Gene Ontology annotation, biological process: negative regulation of catalytic activity.